AUGGAUGCCCUCGAGGUAGUCCGCUCUUUUGGCAGAGGUAUCAACCGUGCUGCCCGCGGCGUACAGAAUAAGGUGCGCCGUGACGGUCAAUCAUCAUCAUCAACAACUGGUGCCCUCCCCACCUCUUCGGCCCCAUCUUUAUCCACCUCAUCCACCAGCGCCGAGGAACCACAUGCAUCAUUCACCGGCCAAGAACCCGAUCUCGAGGCUCAGAUUCCCGUUCAGACGGCGUCUCAUAACCAAUACGCCGCUGUCCCUCUCACCUCGCCGCCGCCUUUUGCUGUGACUUCACCGCUUCCACCGACACCACCGCCAGCUCAUACCGCUCAACCCCAGCAUCUGCUCCCAACUCUAACCCUGGGUCCUUCGGCCCAACACCCCACUCACGAUGCAUCUCAUCACUCAAUGCCCCCUCAGUCAGCCGGCUCUACCCUAUCGGCUGUUUCUGAUACCCAGACCUUGAACAACAACAGCACCACUCAUAUCCAUACGCUCACCGUACCGGGAAAUCAGUCGCUGCCCGUCUCGCCGCUGUCGCCCCCUCCGGCCAUUGUCCACUCGCCAGCCUCUCCCUCAUUCACCCCCUCGGCCAUUUCCUUUGCGCCUCAACUCCACCCCAAUUCCCCUGUGCCGCAACCUCUCAACCUCUCGGCAGCGGCCUCGCCAGCUCAGUAUCUCCCCUCGCCCCUGGACUCGCCUCUACCCCUGGAUCUCGAGCAGCAAAUAUCUGGCAAGGAAAAAGAUGGAGCCUCCAUCCGGCCCCAGAGCGCCCGGCCCCGCACGUCCCGCUCCCGGCGCGACUCGGUCAUUGAGAAGGUCGCCUCCCUCGACCCUCGGACCUCGCGCCGGCGCUCAAAGAUCCUCGGCCCCAAGACGGGAAACAGCCUGAUGGACCUGCCGCCGGAGCUGCAGCUGCUCAUCAUCGACCACCUCGAGUUCGGCGAGCUCGAGAACCUGCGCCGCACCUGCCGGUUCUACCGCAACUUUCUCACCAAGCAGACCAUCCGCGACCUCUUUGGCGAGCAGUUCCGCCUCGCCCUGCUCGCCCACUGCUACAUAUGCCUCAAGUACGACCCCACCCGCGGCAGUCUGCUCUGGGCCGACUACAACCACCCGCGGUACCCGCUCGCCAGCAAGUGCGUCGACUGUGCGUACCAGAAGAACGAGCUGUCCGUCGGCAAGAAGGUCGCCUUGGGAAACUACGCCAGCGUGUGGAUCUGCCGCUGGUGCGGGUACCCAGUCACCAACGCCUCGGCGCCGAACCAGCCCGAGUUCCACAAGGGGUGUUACGAGCACUACAACAACGUGCUCCUGGUGUACUUCGUCCUCGGAUGGAUCCAGCUGUCGCUCGGCAUCGUCGCCGGCGCGCUGUGCUGGAGGUAUUUCAAGGACAAAGUGCUCGUUCUGGCGCCCUCCAUCGUCAACUUUAUUCUACUAUGGUGGUGUCUGGCUCUACUCAUCGUCCGAGGGGAGCACAAGCGGACGUACCACAUAUCCGGCAUCAUCGAAGCCACGAUACUCGGCCUGUGGUGUAUGCCCCUGUACACCCUCGUCGGUCUCAACGAGGAAGGGUUCGCCGGGCUUGAGGACAGGCGCGUGACCGUUACCCUCGUCUUCGUCGUCCUCAACAUGUUCUUCCGCCUGCUCAACCUCCUCGGCAACGUCAUCCUCACCUUUGAGUGGCGGCACUACGCCCGGAACAAGCCCCGGUCCCCGCCCACCGCAAAGUUUCUCAACCUCGUCCUCGCCGGCCUCGUCUACUGGACCUACCCGCAGAGCAUCGAGCAGGAGUACCCCCCUCAGUACCACUUCUUCAACACCGGCCGCCGGCGGAUCAAGCGUAUCCUCGCCGAGCGGAACCACCAACGACAACAGCAGCAAAUGAUGAUUUAUUAA
Messenger RNA from Colletotrichum truncatum, 1896 nucleotides. Its product is annotated as f-box domain-containing protein. NCBI's taxonomy places the organism in Eukaryota, Fungi, Ascomycota, Sordariomycetes, Glomerellales, Glomerellaceae. The record is from RefSeq and is a predicted model, not a curated record. Gene Ontology annotation, molecular function: protein binding.